This is a messenger RNA of Phytophthora sojae, 654 nucleotides long. RefSeq lists its product as hypothetical. Lineage: Eukaryota; Oomycota; Peronosporomycetes; Peronosporales; Peronosporaceae. The transcript has a single exon. The annotation marks the transcript as partial. The record is from RefSeq and is a predicted model, not a curated record.
AGAUCGUCGGGUGCCUGCUUCAUUGGAAACAGGAACUUAGACGCAAGAUGCUCGCUCUGCGCAUCCCCCUCGACCAGAUUGCUGCAGCCCUCACGCCCGAUGUGCUUGACGUCCUUACAGUCAUCCCCGUCAACGAAAUCCCUGAAAAGUUACAUUUUUGGAGUUCUAAAAUUGAAAGUGUGUGUGCUAAUUUUGACUUGCUCUAUUUUUUUAAUUUAGGGUACUCGAUACGCCCGCAGCCUGGUGGACGAGACUGGUGCGAAGACGAUGUGGGACGCCUUUUGGCGUUACUUCAAACGUACAUGGCUGAACAGCCACGGCGCGGACCUCUGGAACGUGAACAGCAUGGAGGACGCGGGGAUCGAUCUCCAAAACUGCACGAACAACCCUCUCGAACGCUAUAACCGCGCGUUCGGGGAGCUGUUCUAUGCGGCGCACCCAAGCCUGCUCGUGUUCGUGGAGCCGGCGAAGGCAGACGCCCGCCGCUACGUCCAAAUGAUCGACGACAUCAAGCACCAUCGUCGUGAACCGCCUCAGCACGCUCCCUAUGUGGAGCCACGCAUCCCGGGCCGGUACGACGAGUUUGAGUGACCGAUUGCUCGCUCAUUCAAUUGCUAAUCAGUGUUAAAUCUGACAAUAGUACUUUGACUUCCC